Messenger RNA from Erigeron canadensis, 958 nucleotides. Its product is annotated as trihelix transcription factor ASR3-like. The transcript is spliced from 2 exons. Bases 35 to 844 code for a protein of 269 amino acids. NCBI's taxonomy places the organism in Eukaryota, Viridiplantae, Streptophyta, Magnoliopsida, Asterales, Asteraceae. The record is from RefSeq and is a predicted model, not a curated record.
CUCCAAGAAAAAGAACACACAAAAAAACAUAAACAUGGAAGAUGACAACGUUGUUGGCGGUGGGCUAAGAACCCGAUCAAAACUAGCCCCAGAUUGGACAGUGGAAGAAUCAUUAAUAUUGGUAAACGAGGUGACAGCAGUGGAAUCAGACUGUCGUGACACACUGGAAUCUUUCCAAAAAUGGAAAAUAAUAGUCGAAAAUUGUAACGCGUUGGGGGUGAACAGAAACCAAAAUCAGUGUAGAAGGAAGUGGGAAUCUUUAUUAUCUGAUUAUAGAAAGAUUAAACAAUCUUCUUCUAAAAAAGCAGCUACCUUUAAUAAUGAUUUGUUUAACCUUAUUGAAUGGUAUGUUAAGGAAUUUGAAGAUGGUGGGACUAAUCAGGAUAAAGAUUCGGAUGCGGGUUUGGAUUUGGAUGUGGAUGUGAAUAUGGAUAUGGAUGUUGAACCCGAACCGGUUCUGGCUUCAAUUAUGAAAUCUGUAUCAGCAGGUUCAAAGAAAAGAAGGUCAAAGAUAAAAACUCAAAAACAAAGCAAAGAAAUCACUACAAAGCCAAAAAGGCACAACAAAACCGAAGAGAUUGCAGUAGAGGAAUGCAGUUCAAAACCAAAACACCACACUUCAAAUGGAAGCAUGACACCUGAAGAAAUUAGCAGAGAUAUGCAAGAACAAAUACUGGCUGAGAAGCUAAGAGAAAAUGCAGAACUAAUUGAAGCUAUUGUGAAACAGGAUUCGAUGAACAAUGAGUCUACUCAUGACUCAACUAGACGUGAUGGUGAUAGGCUUAUUGAUUGCCUUAGCAAUCUUGUAGUCGCCCUUAAUCAGCUUUCCAAAUUUGUUCAAUAAUUCAUCUUGGAAGUAAACCCCUGUGAAAAGUGGGUUUUGACUCUCAGAGCUUGUAAUAAUAUGGAAAGAAAGUUACUUUGAGUAAUUUAUUAUAGAGGCGACAAUUUUGAUCUA